AGCCGCGCCGCCGCCGCCGCGCCUCGGCCUCGGUGCGGGCAGCGGCCGCAGACGCCGAGACAGCUUGCGCGGGCGAGCAUCCCCAGGCCCCUCAGGUUACAAGGUUGGCACCAUGGCUGAGAAGUUUGACUGCCACUACUGCAGGGACCCCUUGCAAGGGAAGAAAUAUGUGCAGAAGGACGGCCACCAUUGCUGCCUGAAGUGCUUUGACAAGUUCUGCGCCAACACCUGCGCAGAAUGCCGCAAGCCCAUUGGUGCGGACUCCAAGGAGGUGCACUAUAAGAACCGCUACUGGCACGACAACUGCUUCCGCUGUGCUAAGUGCCUUCACCCCUUGGCUAAUGAGACCUUUGUGGCCAAGGACAACAAGAUUAUGUGCAACAAGUGCGCCACUCGUGAGGACUCCCCCAAGUGCAAGGGGUGCUUCAAAGCCAUUGUGGCAGGAGAUCAAAACGUGGAGUACAAGGGCACCAUCUGGCACAAGGACUGCUUCACCUGCAGCAACUGCAAGCAAGUCAUCGGGACUGGAAGCUUCUUCCCGAAAGGGGAGGACUUCUACUGCGUGACUUGCCACGAGACCAAGUUCGCGAAGCACUGCGUCAAGUGCAACAAGGCCAUCACCUCUGGAGGAAUCACUUACCAGGAUCAGCCCUGGCAUGCCGAUUGCUUUGUGUGUGUUACCUGCUCUAAGAAGCUGGCUGGGCAGCGUUUCACCGCUGUGGAGGACCAGUAUUACUGCGUGGAUUGCUACAAGAACUUUGUGGCCAAGAAGUGUGCUGGAUGCAAGAACCCCAUCACUGGGAAAAGGACUGUGUCAAGAGUGAGCCACCCAGUCUCUAAAGCUAGGAAGCCCCCAGUGUGCCACGGGAAACGCUUGCCUCUCACCCUGUUUCCCAGCGCCAACCUCCGGGGCAGGCAUCCGGGUGGAGAGAGGACUUGUCCCUCGUGGGUGGUGGUUCUUUAUAGAAAAAAUCGAAGCUUAGCAGCUCCUCGAGGCCCGGGUUUGGUAAAGGCGCCAGUGUGGUGGCCUAUGAAGGACAAUCCUGGCACGACUACUGCUUCCACUGCAAAAAAUGCUCCGUGAAUCUGGCCAACAAGCGUUUUGUUUUCCACCAGGAGCAAGUGUACUGUCCCGACUGUGCCAAAAAGCUGUAACUUGACAGGGGCCCCUGCGCUGUAAAAUGGAAGCUCAGUCAUGCCCUUUGUGUCCCUGCCCUCUGCCCUACACCAUCAAUAGGGCAAGAGUGGCCUUCCACCUGUUUCAAGUCCUUCUUCUUGUCUUUGCUACCAUUUUACAGUGUCUCUUCGAAUAAAGGCACGUAGCAGUCAUACUAGCAUUUAGCAACACGCAAACACUGCAGCAAAGUUCAUUUCUCGCCAGCCCCGAUUAGAACACAAAACCUUAGCUAGAUUGACUCUUCUGCAUGAUUACCAUAGAGCAGAACAGUGCUAACAUGUAGCCACUUAGUGACAUAAGCAAAAAGCCUGCAAGCCACACCCCCUGCCCACCUGCCUGUCAGGGCCCAGCGGGGCUGGGGCUCUCUGUGUACUCACGUGACCUGACCCGGCACCCUGUGACGACAGCAGAAAGGAAACUUGCCGAAAUGCAUGGUUUGACUUCAUCAGCAAAACUCCCCCCCCCCCCCCCGUUCUUUUGUGCUUUCAGAUGACUUAAUGUGGAUUUCUGGAACACUAACAUUUGAACUUAGCUGUAAUUCCUGAACUGCCCAUGCCCCAACACUAACCUUUGAAUUACCCGCGGGGCCUUGUGUUCCGAGCCGUCCUUCAGAGCCUGGGACUGGCAGGUAGAUCUGAGAAAACGAGCAGCAUCGUGACAGUGAUUGCUUCUGGAAGCUUGACAUUAACCUUGUUGUGCUUUUCAGUUUUCAGUUAUUUUUUGUUUGUUUUAAUGAAUAGCAAGUUAGUUUAUGGGUUUGAAAAGUUGCAUGAAAAAACUCUUAGCCCCCUCCUGCUUUCCUGCAGAAAUAAGCGCAGAAGUGGUGCGGGGCAGCUCAGCAGGUGUCACAAGUGUCAUCACCGUGGAUGUAACACUUUGAUAAGUGAUGAGCGAAUCCCUUGUAACAUAGUAGUUGUCUGCUCUUUGUCCGUGUGUUACAGAGCACUACCAAGUCCCUGCUCUUGUGAUUCUAGGGCUUUUCCUCUAGAGCUUAUCUGGAUCUCUGGGGGAGUGGGAAAGCCAGCGUCCUCAUGGACAGAACCGAAUUUGCACCCACUGCCUCCCUGACUGCAGGAUCACCUCCUUACUGUAUUCCAUGUUAUAUCCUACAUAGUAUAAUCAGAAACUAUCAGAAGUAAACAUGUAAUGACAAUGCAUAUUAACAUUCUUGUAGGAGUGGUUAGAGACGCUGAUGCCUCAUUGCGCCAUUUUGUUGUUGGCUGUUAUCAUCUUAACGGUUUCAGUGUAUCCUGACAAAUAAAGCAGCAUAUGAAUAA
Molecule: messenger RNA, 2454 nt
Organism: Ochotona curzoniae (black-lipped pika)
Lineage: Eukaryota; Metazoa; Chordata; Mammalia; Lagomorpha; Ochotonidae
Gene: FHL1
Product: four and a half LIM domains 1
Exons: 7
Coding region: 113-1084 (323 amino acids)
Biological process (GO): muscle organ development
Molecular function (GO): transmembrane transporter binding
Source: RefSeq, a predicted model, not a curated record